Messenger RNA from Condylura cristata (star-nosed mole), 1913 nucleotides. RefSeq names its product transmembrane protein 102 (gene TMEM102). The record is from RefSeq and is a predicted model, not a curated record. Lineage: Eukaryota; Metazoa; Chordata; Mammalia; Eulipotyphla; Talpidae. The transcript is spliced from 2 exons. Bases 384 to 1913 code for a protein of 509 amino acids.
CUCCCAACCCCUGCGGCUACUCUUUAGAGGGAAGCCGCAGACCAUAAGCCUCUUCCCAAAAAAGAGGUAAGGGGGGGUUAGACGAGGGGCAGCGGAGGAGACUUACUAUUCCAAAGGAGGGGCGUCACAGCCUCUUCUUACCUGCUGAAUCAGGUAAGGAGACUGGCUUAUGAAAAAGGAAAAGGACAGAGGAGGUAUUUAUUUGUUCAGUUUCAGACUCGAUUUAGAGCCCUUCAUCUGCAGACUCAUUGUGUACGGGGAGUGGGACACUAUCUCGGCCUCGGGAAGAGAGAACUGGGAAGAUUUUUUUUGACAGCGAAGGAAAGGCGGAACUAGGCUUCCUCUCCUCAGUUGUUUCCUUAUCCAAAAGGUGAUAGAACUACAUGGCUUCUGCGGUCUGGGGGAGUGCUCCUUGGUGGGGCCCGCCACCCCCAGCCCCAGCUCGGCCGCUUACGGACAUCGACUUCUGUUCCGGGGCUCAGCUGCAGGAAUUAACCCAGCUGAUCCAGGAACUGGGUGUGCAGGAGAGUUGGAGUGACGGGCCCAAGCCCGGGCCAGACCUCCUCCAGGCGAAAGACUUUGUCUUCUCUUUGCUAGGUCUUGUUCACCGUCGGGACCCCCGCUUUCCUCCCCAGACUGAACUCUUGUUGCUUCGUGGCGGGAUUCGCGAGGGCUCUCUAGACCUGGGCCCUACACCCUUGGGCCCCUAUGCCCGGGGACCUCACUACGACGCGGGCUUCACACUCUUGGUGCCGGUGUUUUCGCUAGACGGCACUGGGCAAGAGUUGCAACUGGACGUGGAAUCCUGUUACACAUGGCUCUGCCUCCCGGAUCUGAUGCGCGGAACCUCGGUCCGGGAGGCAUGGCAGGAUUGCCUCGGACCCCCAGCCCCAAUAGGACGUGAUUCGAUCCACCGACUCCAAAGCGAAGGAAGUCCCGGGGACCAGCAAAGCUCGGUGGACCAGACGCACGAUAACGUCCCUGAGCCUGGACCGCAGGAGUCUUUGGAAAAAUCACCUAGUAACGCUUUGGACCCCGAGUCGCCCCCGCAAGACGUAACCGAUCUGGUCUUCCCCGCACCACUGAAAAAAUCGAAUGGUGACAUCACCGAAGCAGAGGGUAUUAACCCAGCCCCUCAGCUGUCGGAGGUUUGGAAGGCGUGGCCCACGUUGUGCCCCGCCCAGGUGGCUACUUGGUUCUUUUCUUCGCUGGCUGCGGUCGCCAAGACCCUCUUCCCCGUCCCAGGUGCCCCGCGUUUGGUCCACGCAGCCCGCCACGCGGGGUUCACCACCAUUCUCCUGGCUACGCCAGGGCCCCCACGCCGCCUUCUGCUUUUCGAUCUGAUCCCCGUGGUAUCAGUGACCGGUUGGCCCGAAGGGGCUCGGAACCAGUCGUGGGCCGGCCCGCUGGACUCGGAGUCGUCCUUCUACUUGGUGCCAAGUUGUCGCUCAGAGCCGCCGGGCGCCUACAGCUGGCAGCUCUGCUUCGCCCGCCAGGAGCUGGCGCUCAAGGCGCGCAUACCAGCUCCGCUGCUGCAAGCGCACGCGGCGGCCCAGGCGGUGCUGCGCCCCCUAGUGGCCGGGACUCGGGCCGCGGCUCCCUACCUCCUGCGGACGUUGCUCUACUGGGCUUGCGAGCGGCUCCCCGCGCACUACCUGGCGCGGCCAGAGAAUGCCGGCGCCUGCUGCCUGGGGCUACUGGAUGAACUGGGCCGUGUGCUCGAGGCCGGGACGCUGCCCCACUACUUUCUAAGCGGCCGAAAGCUCCUCGCCGGGGAAAGCGCUUCAGUACUGCUCGCGGCCUUGGCCCGGCUCCGUGGAGACCCUGCCCAGGCGCUGCGCGCCGCGGUGGAGGAGGCCAAAGCGGCGCGCAAGGGGGGCGGCUUGGCUGGGGUGGGAGGCGGGGCUCAUUAA